UGUAGUUCCUCUGGUCUCGUUUGUGUUUUCCCUGUAUUUCUAAAGAAGAUUCCUUCUGAUGGCCAUUGUGUGCAUGUUUGUUUACUCAAUAGCUACAUGUUUAAAGUAGUCGGAGGGGGACGUACGAGAGGAAGCGUGCAGAAUUACAGUCGAGAGGAGAUCCUGAGGUUUAACAGCCUCACUGACAGUGAGAGCUCUCAGCAGACGCUCGUGUGGACGUAUGACGACAGUCCAGACUCUCUCCCUCUGACUAAAGAGGGCUUCGUAGUCAUGCGUGGCGCCUCAAACCGGGUCAGAUGGCUGUGUCAGAGGAACUCUCCCUGUGGUGAUCUGACUCCUAGAAAUCUCCUGGAUCCGGAUUUUUUCUUCAUUAUUGAGGUCUCCAACAAGGAAACUGCUAGCAGCCCAUUCUGUGAGCACAAUCUACGCUUUGAGCUGCAUGUACAUGGGUCUCCUCUGGAUCCAGUGAGGGGGCUGUUCUUCCUGCAGAUGACCAUGACAGCUGUUCACAUCAUCCUGAUAUGUACUGCUGGUCAUACCUGCUGGAGGCUGAGACGAAAGUCUCUUCACACCAAGAAACGGGACGGCCUCGACGAGCAAGAGGGUCAUAAGCAGUUGAAGGCUCGUGAUGUGGUAGUGAAGGUUGGGUGGACGCUGCGUUCCUGCUUUCUGCAGCUGGACCACAUCAUCUUCCGUAUCAUUCAGAAACCCAUGCUGGAUCAUUUCAUGAUGCUGGUGGUGCUGCUCGAUACGAGCACGCUGAUGGCCCAGACCUUCCCGGGCGUCAAUGUCAGGACAACUCCAAGACUCCGUUAUGACGUGGAACUAACGAUACAGUGA
This is a messenger RNA of Pygocentrus nattereri (red-bellied piranha), 840 nucleotides long. RefSeq names its product cation channel sperm-associated protein subunit gamma-like. The record is from RefSeq and is a predicted model, not a curated record. Bases 97 to 840 code for a protein of 247 amino acids. Gene Ontology annotation, cellular component: CatSper complex; sperm principal piece; motile cilium. The transcript has 7 exons. Lineage: Eukaryota; Metazoa; Chordata; Actinopteri; Characiformes; Serrasalmidae.